Quercus robur (English oak) is the source of this 1023-nucleotide messenger RNA. Its product is annotated as putative disease resistance protein RGA3. Gene Ontology annotation, molecular function: ADP binding. The transcript has a single exon. Bases 1 to 1023 code for a protein of 340 amino acids. Gene Ontology annotation, biological process: defense response to fungus. Lineage: Eukaryota; Viridiplantae; Streptophyta; Magnoliopsida; Fagales; Fagaceae. The record is from RefSeq and is a predicted model, not a curated record.
AUGGCUGAGGCUCUAGUUUGUAUCAUCUUAGAGCAGUUGUCUUCAAUCACUACUCAAGAGUUUAAGUUGGUUCUGGGUGUUGACGAGGAAGUCCAAAAGCUUGCAAGCAAUUUCCAGAUAAUCCAGAUGGUGCUCAAUGAUGCUGAGAAAAGACAAGUGAAAGAGAAACCUGUGAAGCUUUGGAUAGAUAAGCUCAAAGAUGUAUCCUAUGAUGUGGAGGAUGUGUUGGAUGAGUGGAACACUGCAAUACUCAAAUCAGAAAUUGAGAAAGAAAGAAGAGUUGAUAAGAUUUCUGAUCUCAAGAGGAAGGUAAGCUCCAUCAUUCCUUCCUCUUCUGGUUAUUUGAGUCAAGUAAAACAACUUUUUUUCCGUUAUGAUAUUGCUCACAAGAUAAAAGAAUUGAAUGGAAAAGUAGAUGAGAUUGUUAGAGAGAAAGAGAUUUUCAGGUUUGAAUUGUCUAGGGGCAUUGAAGAAGUUGAGAGACCAAAAAGUACAUCCUUUGUUGAUGUGUCUAAUAUAUGGGGUCGUGAUAAGGAUAGGUGUGAUCUAAUAAGCAACCUAUUAGGCAAGGGUGGUCAUGAAGAGAGAAGCCCUCAUGUCAUAUCUUUAAUGGGUAUGGGAGGUAUUGGAAAAACAACACUUGCCCAAUUAGUCUACAAUGAUCAUGAGGUGAAGGCCCAUUUUCAAAGUAGAAUGUGGGUUUGUGUUUCUGAACCUUUCAAUGAUGUUAGGGUUGCCAAAGCAAUCAUUCAAGAAGUUGGAGGUCUUUCCCCCGACAACAAUACUGAAUUGGAAACUCUACUAAAAAGUAUUUGUAAUUUGAUCAAGGGAAAGAAGUUCUUUCUUGUCUUAGAUGAUGUAUGGACUGAAGACUACACAAUUUGGGAGCCAUUUAAACUAGCACUCCAAUAUGGUGCCCAAGGUAGUAGAAUUCUAGUGACUACACAUAAAGAAAGAGUUGCAGAAAUUAUGGGGAGUGCCUACAGGAUCAAUUUGGAGGCACUGUCUGAUGAAGAUUGCUGA